AUGCCAUCUUGUAAAAAGAUUCGUGAAGAGUUGAUCGAUUGCAUGCUCAAGUCAGAUUGUGUACUAGUUAAAAGACUUACUAUUAAAGCAUCCAGAUAUUCAUUACAAAAUUUCUUUAUUGAAGAAUGUUUUAAACCUGAAAAUUAUGAUGACGUUCCUAGAGAUUGUCAUAGUAUUCGUAAAAGUUUUUUUGAGUGUCGAAGAGGAACAAUGUCUAAUCUGAAAAAAACUAGAAAAGAAUAUCGUAAAGUUUUAACAAAUGAUGAACUAUUUUAUGACCCAGAUGUGGAUGAUGUAAAUGAAUUAUGGAUGCAAAGAAAAUUAUCAAAACAUAACAAAACAUCUUCAGAUCAAAAAACUUCUACUACACCUACAAAUGAAACUGAUGCAAUAUUGUCAUGCCCAAUGUGUUUUACCAUACUAAAAGAGAUCUAUUACCCUGUUGAAUGUUUGAAUUGUGGAACCAAAGUUGCUGUUAUGGAUGUAGAAGAACAUUCUGCAGAUGUAGGAGGGUGA
Entrophospora sp. SA101 is the source of this 516-nucleotide messenger RNA. The record is from the annotation of a GenBank genome assembly. Lineage: Eukaryota; Fungi; Glomeromycota; Glomeromycetes; Entrophosporales; Entrophosporaceae.